Messenger RNA from Folsomia candida, 1960 nucleotides. RefSeq lists its product as uncharacterized. Bases 369 to 887 code for a protein of 172 amino acids. Lineage: Eukaryota; Metazoa; Arthropoda; Collembola; Entomobryomorpha; Isotomidae. The transcript has 3 exons. The record is from RefSeq and is a predicted model, not a curated record.
GAUCUGUAUUUUUUGUUGUUUGUGGUGGUGGUUGUUCUUGCGCAAUAGGAACGACUCGAAUCUCUAAGCAAAAGAAAUCGUUAGAGAUAGAUCCGCCAUAUUCAUCUCUUGAUUAGAAAGUUGAAAAAAUGAAACUUUGAACAAAUUAAUUUCGUGGCAAUUAACUUUGACCUGCCCAAUUCCUUUCAGAAAUACUACAACGAACAGUGCAAAUUAUUUAUUAUUGAAAGUGGUAAAUGAAUAAAGUUUUCAAAUUGAAAAUUUCAAUUAAUAGUGAAUAGUAAAUUGUCCUAGAAUUUUAUCAUUGUAUAUUGUAUGCUACCUAAACAGAAAUACUACUUUUGUAUUUAUAAAGGGAUUACUUCAUAAUGGCAGAGUGUAUGGACGCCGAGGAAAGUAGUCAGUCUCCACGCGAGGAGUCAGUGGAUUGGACAUCAUGGGCGACGGUGGAAAUUCAACUCGAUAUUGAGGAUGUAUGCUUCGCGUUGAACGAGGAAAUGGCUCCUGCACUGCCUGCACAACCUAUUUGUGUCGAACCCCAGCUACAAAAUAGAAAGAAAGAAAGAAAGCAGAGAUUGGAAGUAAGGAAGACAAUAGAAUGUGACAUGGAAUCACAAUCAAAGAAGGUUCCACUCUACCUAAGAGACCCAAAUGCUCCUAACAUAAGUGAGCAAGAAAAAAAUCGAAUUUUGAAGGCCAUCAAAUCGAAGAACCAUCAUCAAACAAUUAUUGACGAAAGAAAUGCUUAUCGGAAAAAAGUUAAAGAACUUACCACCCUAUUGGAAAACUCGAAAUCUGAGGCUCAAGAUGCGAAGAAAGACAACGAGAGGCUACGUGCUAUAAUAGUAAAACUUGUGAAUUCUAGUGGCUCCACCCAACCACUUUAAGAAGGUGAUCCGAAGAGCAAGGGAAAGGAUUUUACUGUCGCAGAACUGCUUGGCGGCACUCGUGCCGCCAAGCCCCUUACUUGCAUCCCUUGCCCUUACCUGCAUCCACAUUCUCCCUGCUUUUAUUUGCAAAUAAGUAUAGUGCAUGUACUUUUUGUCUUAGCUUAUCUAGGACAUACUUAGUCCCUAUUUUUGUAGUCCAUCAUCCAUGAUUUUCAUAUUUUUUGCCUAGGGAUUGUGUAAAUAUUGCUCGUCGGACGCUGCGUCGCUGCUUGGAUCUUAAUUUGGUAGAACAUGAAGUGAAUCAUAUGUACUAUGUUUAAUAUGAACCGAAUAACCGGCGAUGUUCUCCCCGGUUAUUCGAUCUUUCCAUAUUGUAUAACCCCACCCCCAACCUACAAGGUUAGUGUUCCAAUAUGCAAUAUGUGGCCACUGCAUCCUUCUUACACAAACUGUUUGGAGACAUUGUAAAUAUGUAAUGGAAAAAAGUGACGAAUAAUGAGUCAUUAUUAACGAUGACGAUGCCACUUUUCUUGGGUGGGGGGUUUAGUGAUGACCCUCGCUAAAAAUAAAGUAACAGACAAAAAAAUGACUGGCUCGGGCUACAUCGUAAGGGAACGUUCUUACUUAAUUAAUGCUUAUACAGUAUAAGCAUUAAUUAAGUAUAAGCUAUACUUAAUGUAAAUUUGGCGAGUUUUUUUUUACCCCUCCCUCCCCAUGCAACGUGUUUGUUAACCCCCUUUUAACAUGUGGCGGACGUUGACCUGCAACGUAACGACCCCUCCCUCCCACUCCACUGUGUUACUUAUUUUACUGUUUUACUGUUCACUGUUUUAUUUUCACCAACUUCGCCUUUUUAACAAUAAACUUUGCAUAUUUUUUAACAGGACACGCACGUUUUAAUUGUUUGUUAAUCUUUGCUUUUAAUAAAAUGUGCAGUUGAGAAGAUUUUUUUCUAAGAAUCUUCGAAGUGUAGUAGUACAACUAACUAUUUAGUAUAAACAUAGAAUCAAUCGUUCAUGUAAAAUUUGCCUUUAGAUUUAGGAAUAAAUUAUUAAAUUGUACAAUUUUAA